Microdochium trichocladiopsis is the source of this 948-nucleotide messenger RNA. RefSeq names its product cytidine deaminase-like protein. Bases 1 to 948 code for a protein of 315 amino acids. Gene Ontology annotation, biological process: tRNA wobble adenosine to inosine editing. Gene Ontology annotation, molecular function: tRNA-specific adenosine-34 deaminase activity. Gene Ontology annotation, cellular component: nucleus; cytoplasm. The record is from RefSeq and is a predicted model, not a curated record. NCBI's taxonomy places the organism in Eukaryota, Fungi, Ascomycota, Sordariomycetes, Xylariales, Microdochiaceae. The transcript has 3 exons.
AUGCCCGGCCAAAUUCUACCUGGAUUGAUUGAGCCCAAGACUCCAGAAGAGCGUGCCGAGCGCGAGUAUCAUCUCAAAUACAUGCGUGCAGCCCUCGACAUGGGACAACUUGCUCUGGAGACAAACGAGACGCCUGUUGGCUGUGUCCUCGUCUGGCGUGACCAGAUCAUUGCCAAGGGCAUGAACGCCACGAACAUCACUCGUAACGGCACACGGCACGCCGAGUUCAUGGCGUUGUCGGCUUUGUUGUCACGGAAGGAGAAGGGCGAUAUCGAGGACAUGCAGAGCGGCGCCGAUUUUGACGAGUCCACCUGGGGAGACGUCGAUCCAAAGGACGGUCACAUCUUCCCAUAUGGCCAGAAGCUGCACCCAGCUCCAGUCGUGGAUCGGUCGAUUGUCAACGAAUGCAUUCUCUAUGUCACAGUUGAGCCGUGCGUCAUGUGCGCCUCGCUACUCCGGCAACUCGGCAUCAAGAAAGUCUACUUCGGAGCUGUCAACGACAAGUUUGGCGGCACAGGCGGUGUGUUUCGAAUCCAUAUGAACUCGAAGCCCGUGCCACGGCCGACAGAUCGACCGUACCAGAAUGGCUACGGCCCAGCACCUGUUGAGAAGACGACAAAACCACGCCCGGGCUCUUCCCCACGCGAAGAUGACGAUGGUGACGGUGGCAACGUAGAACCUGGCUUUCCCGCGGAAGGUGGAUAUCUGCGUGAUGAGGCUGUCUCUCUCCUGCGACGCUUUUAUGUCCAGGAGAAUGGUAGAGCUCCUCAACCUCGCAAGAAAGAAGGAAGAGCUGCAAGGCUGUUCGCCAUGGAGGCAGAAGCGCAGGCGCUCAAGAGCAGCGCUUCAGAGAUAUCCGACUCCGUGACUGCACCGCAAACCCCCGUGGAGUCGGAAGCCGCGAAGCCGUCGCUAGCUGCGGCCGCUGUCAAGGAAGAAUCGGCCUAG